AUGCCGUAUGCAGCUUUUAGCAUCGACAUGAUAACUACAUUAGGCGACCGUUGUCGCUUUACGACAGUGCGCAAGGAUGUGCUCAACACCUCCAGCCCGCAGAAGUAUGUGGUAGGUCCCUCCCUGGACGAAAUUAGUGCCAUCCAAAGACACACUGAUGGCGCAUCACCGCCCUUUGCAGCAGCUGUGGCGGCAGUGUCGGAGGCAGGGGCCGGAAGUCCCAUGAGUUCGGCAGGCUCGAAGCAGCCCUUCGGCUUGCGGAGGUACACUUCCUCCAGUGUGCCUGCGGCACGGCAAGGUGGAGUUGUGGAGGGGACGCGCCAGCUGCGCAUCUUCCGCAACGGCUACGAUUGGACGGCCUUGGCCGCAACAACAUGGCGGCAGUGCCUUCUCGGCGGCCUCCUCGGACUGGGUGGGGCGGCUGCAGCUGCAUCGGCGCUGGCCACCUCGCCGCCCCUGGCCGCGGCCGUGGCUUGCGCGGGAUCCCUGGCCCCCUGUGCUGCGUUGUGGUGGGUGCCCCGCCAGAUGAGGAACAUUGCAGCCUGCUUUGUGGAGGAGAUGCUGGUUUUCAUCCCUUGGCCCGACAAGCCGAGCGCGAAGGACGAGGAGGACAGAAGGACGGCUACCGGACCAGCUGAAGGGCCGGCCUGCGCCGUCUCCAAAGAGACAGUGCGAGCUAGCAGCGAGCUCCUUGCUGCGAGACUCCGCUCCGUUGCAUCCGUGAGCCAUGCCUCACCGUGCUUGAGUCCAGCAAACCUAGAGGCCCAGCAAGCCAAGCCACUCCUGAGACGUGCCGGAUUUGUGGCAGAUAGCCGGCCCAGCUUUCGCCACUUAUGCAGCCUUCCGAUCUCAGAGGGUGGCCAGUCUCGAGUGGGGCGACGUGGGCCGCUGCAUAUCAAUCCGACUGAGGGCCUCUCGACAGAUCCGGCGCUGCUUGCAGCGCUGCUUCGGAGUCCGAAGGUGCUUGCGGCUGAGCACAUGGAAAGUCGCGAGACGGUCAGUUGCACCGAAGGGGAGCUCCUUCGCUGGCGGCUACCGGAGUCACUGGAUGAGCUCACUGAGGGGUUCCAGGAAUCUCCGCAGAAGCGCAUGGAAAGGCUGGGCCGGCGCUGUCUCCUCUUGGGUGCCGUCACUGCGCUGUGCGGCAUGCUCGCCAACCAGGACCCAGUGAACUCCCUCAUCCGCACGGCAGUGUCGCCGAAGUUGAUGCAGCUGAUUCCAGCAUCGUUGCUGGGCAUAGGUAUAGUUGAUGCACCUGCUGUCGCGAGCCUGGGAUCCGCUUUGGACGCUUUCCCGCCUGAGCCACUUUGCGCCUCUGUGAGUUGCAGCCAGCGGGCCCGGAAGAAUGGCAUCGGCCCGAGCCUUGCGAGGCAGAGGAUGUGGUUCCUCAAUGCUUUGACGAAGUUCAUUCCUGCCAGCGGUGUUGCGACCUGGGCAAAGGACCCUUGGGGGACAGCGUCUGCUGGGCAGGGUGGAUGGAUUUCAACCGGUGCUGUGGCGCGGCGUCGCGCCUGUGGGCAGGGUGUGGUUGGCAACGAGGACAUGAUCUCUGGGCACAUGAGUACUAUUCGCUCGAGCCGCCACGCCUCCACAGCGCAGCCCAAUGCCAGAACCGCUGUGAAGAGGAUUCUGGUUGUGGCGCGAGGGCUGCAAGUGAAUUUCAGCUUCUCGCGAAUUGGGCUUUCGGCCGGAUUUAACAUCGGGCUCUUCAUCGUUCGUGGCUGGACGUAUUUUCCAGAGAACUGGGAGCCGAUCGGCUGCAGGCUUCCGGCGGCAGCCAUUCUUGGCCUUCGCCGAGUCUGCGUUCUGAGAGCCACAACAGAUGCUCCAUGGUCACCUCACGCCGGAGUCAUUUAUGGAUUGCGCGACUGCGCAGAUCCAGUUGAAUGCCUACAUGUUGGCCGAGAUCGAGUGGGAGCGGACUUUGCUUUUUUGAAGGAAGUGCCCACUGCAGCCGCCUGCCGCCUACGGUGUCAAGCGACGGAGGAGUGCAGGGCUUUCAGCUAUUUUCCAGAUGGAUAUCUGGGAGACUCUGACCCGGGCUGCGUUCUGCCCGGUGCCGUCUUUUCGUGGUGGAAGACUCGGUGCCUCCUGAAGAUCCACAAGACUAAGCCAGGGCACACAGAGCAGUGGCUUGAAAUGGGCAACGUUGCCUCGGGCCAGCGGGGUUGCAGGCCUGCCAGGCCAUGGCAGAGGUGGGCCGCGACCAAGCAGCUGCAGGAUGAUCUCCUGGCAGUUGACGGCGACUACCGGCGAGAACGAUGCUCGCGCAGGCAACCUUGGCGCUUGGAGCUGGAUGCAGAGUACAUCGUGACGCGAGUGAUGCUGUGGACAGGCCAGCUAAACACACUCCCUUUUCGGGAGCCGCUCGUCUACGAGGUUACCCUCAUCGUGGGGGAGGAGGAACUUCUUUGUGGGUCCGCAGAUGAGAACUUGGGCGGCAACGCGGUUGUCGUGCACUGUGCCAGUGAGACGUCCAGGAAGCCCGCUACAGGUGUCAUGAUCCGCAGCAGUGCAGGGCCCGCCGAUGAGUUUGCGCUUUGUGAGGUGGAGCUGCAAGUAGCUCCGGUUCCAUGCGAUUUGCUGCUGCACAAGGGCUGGACCAUCCACGGUCGGGUGGUCUUCAUCUUUCCUCCGGCAGAAGCGAGCCGAGCUACGUUGACGGGGGCUGGCGAAGCCUGCGAGCGUAUGGGCGGAAGCAUGGGGCCUACCAGCACUCAUGUUCUGACCUGUGUGGUCCCAAGUUGCAACGCGCCUGCCCUGAGUUGCAUUGACCCAUCUUGGCCCUUGGUGAUGGAAGCCCAGAGCUUUCACCAGGAGCGACGGCGAGUUUUGCUGUGGAUUGCAGCUUGCUGCUAUAUGCUGGGCCGAGGCAGCGUCUUCGUCCCGCCACCACCACCGGGACCAUCCAAUGUCAACGCUUUGAGGGCAGCUGCUCCGCUGGGAGCGCUUGCUGUGCUGGCCCCAGCGGCUGCGCAUGCGGAGGCCGUCGAGGCAACCAUCGAGCCUCAAGACGCAAUCGUGCAGGCCUUCGCGCUGACCUUUGUGUCCGAAAUCGGGGACAAGACCUUUUUUAUCGCCGCAAUUUUGGCUGCUGGCAGCAGUGCCGCAGAUGGUCUGAGUCAGAAGGUCUUGACUUUUAUUGGGGCCAUCUGUGCUUUGGCCGUGAUGACGUUCAUUGCCGUGAGCAUCGGCCAGAUAUUUCACGCAGUGCCGGAUGCAGCCGGUGGUCUCCCCCUAGAUGACUAUGCUUCAAUCCUUGCGUUUGGCUACUUCGGUGUGAAGCUCCUGCUCGACGCAUCAACUAUGCCGGAUGAUGGUAGCAUCCUGGCAGAAGAGAAGGAAGAGGCAGAAGAGGCGGUCAACGAGUCCCUGCCAGAGUGGGUGACCAAGCUGGCGAUUCCUGCGCUAGUCGUCCAGGCCUUCAUCCUGGUCUUUGCCGCAGAGGUGGGCGACCGCUCCUUCAUCUCGGCCGCAGCCUUGAGUGCCCAGGGUGGGCCCGAAGGGGCUGCAGCCGUCUUCGUGGGGUCAAUUGCUGCCCAUGCCAUUGCCACCUUGCUUGCUGUGGCACUCGGUGAUCUGAUCAGCACGUACGUGUCAGAGAAGACGCUGACGUACAUAGGCGGUGGCCUUUUCCUUUUCUUCGCGGCGACAUCCACGGUGAAGGAACUAGUGUGCUAUGAAUCGCCCACCAGCUUCGGUGUCCACCACGCCCCAUAUCCAGCUGAGCAUUGGUCUCAGAUUGAACCUGGAGACCCUUUGGAUGAUGCCAAAGGCAUCAGGACCUCCAGUGAGAGGACCUAUUCGCUUCACGCCCAGGCUCUCCAGAAGCUGGUGACAAUGACCAAAUCAGCAAGUUCGAGCCGCGACACAGGCUCACGGGAGCAGGCAAGCGUGGCACUUCGUCAGCUCUUUGGCGCGAGUGGCCUCUCCUGGAAGUCAGGUGACCAGGACAUCAAUGAGAUGGACACCAAGCUCCAGGCACUGCUAGAGAAGAUCCUCGCGCAACGAGGAGAGCCAGUGGCUGCGACAUCGACACCUCCUGUCAGCUCAGAGAGCGUGGAGGAGCUGGUCGCGAAGCUGGGACCAGAGUCCCUGGAACCCAAGAAGCCCGAGCCGCCGAGGCGGCGCCUGGUGCUCACCGAGGAGGGUGGCAUGUUGGCUUCCGUCCGCGUUAAAGUCCUCGAGGCUUCCAAGGCGCUCAGGGCAAAAGACAAUACUGUCACUCAGCUGACGCAGAAGCUGAAGCAGUGCCGCAAAGAGGUGUGGGACUUGCAGUGUGAGGCCAAUGCAGCUGACUUGCGGGUUGCCCGCAUCCUCCAGCAGCAUGCCGAAACGCUCCCCGAGAAGUACAGAAAGGAGUUCGAGGAGUUGAAGGAAAAGGAGGAGGAGUUGGCCGAUGAGCUCGCUGUAGCCCGCGCCGAGGCACAGCGCUGGGCCUCUGUUGCAAAGCGGCAAGACGCCAUGCUUCAGCAGGAGCGCGAGGAGCAGCGAGGAGCAGAUGCCAAGAGCAUUCUAAUGAAACAUCCUGCAGGUGAGGUGUUCUGGAUGCCGGGUCCAGACAGCGACAGUGAGGAUGAUGCUGCUGCGAUUAUGAAGAUGCGGGGGCGAGCGGAAGAUGUGAACCUGGCAAGUAGCGACGAGGAAUCCGACCGGCCCACCCGAGCCGACCUCGCGAAGGCGAAGGCGCGCUUCGAGGCAGAGAGGCGACUCGAUGACUCAGAUUCGCCCAGCGACGAUUCCAUCGACGAGCCGGUCCGCCCCAUUCGGAUCGAGCAAGGAGCGCGUGAGGCCAAGCCGGAUAAGGAGGAAGCUCCAAAAGCUUUCAGCCCGCCAGCAAAGACCGUGCCGCCUUUGCCUGGCUUGUCGAGCCUACCGGCCAGACCUGGCUUCGAUGAUGCGGAAGAGGAUGUUGGGAGUUCCGGCGGCGACUGCGGGGACGGCCGCGUGAUUGCGCUGGCAGGCAGCCUGCGCACCUUCCAGAUGCCUGGAGGAGUUCGAUGCUGGAAUCGAGGAAGUAUAGAAUUGCGCCGCGCGGACCCCAAAGAGUUUAAGACCAUGAAGGGCAUUUUGGCAAGGCUGAUCAGGCUUUCCUCUUCCUGCCUCUGCCAGGAUGCCUUGCACCACUCGCAGGGCCGCAUGUUUGAGGCCACCGUCAUGAUUUACAACGGCGGGCACCCGGAUGUGGGAGGGUCGCAGAUGACCACGCACUGGUGCGCCCAGAACGGCUUCUGCCCAUCAGAGGUGUACAGUAUAAACUUCGGGCCCAUAAAGGUCCUUGGCCACCAGUGCCCCGUUGCUGCGGGAUGUGUGGGCAAAAGCUCGCGAUGCACAGCUGACCCGCUUCACGCCAUUUGGUACUACGUGCCUGGCAGGACACUUGGCCCGCUCCUGCGGGCCCAGUGGUCGCCGACACCACACCGAAUCCUCGAGCAAAAGAGCACCAAAGAGCUGUUUGAGGCAUGUGCUUCGCGCCAGGAGGAACAGUACUUUUACUCUGGCCUUGCGGAAGGUGCAGGUGGAAGGCUCCACGAAGACGUGCAAAGUCUCGUGGGCAGCUUUGCCGAUGCUGUGCGCGCCGUGGCAGCGAAAGGUCUCGAGGCCAAGGCAAAUGUUUGGAUUUCCUGCCCUUCAACCGGGGCAUCCACUCAUUACGACAUGGGGCACAACGUGGUGGUUCAGAUAUCUGGUACCAAAACCUUUGAACUGUUGCCUCCACGAUCUCUACAAACAUUGCCCAUACCCCCGACUGGACACCCGUAUGCACGGCAGGUGAUGAACGACGCAGGAUUCAACUUCUCAACGGUGAUGCUGGAGCCUGGAGAUGCGCUUUACCUACCUCCUCUAUGGGCUCAUCGCACGUCCUCGGGGGUUGAAGGUCCCUCCAUUUCGCUGAAUGUCUUCAUAGGUUCGGCGGCCGAGGACGUCUCCGAAGAGCUCUCGAAGCUUCCGCUGCCCUUCGAGGAGGACUGGCCGACCAGCGUCAUGCAUGCAUCGGUGGCCACGUACCUGCUGUCUUUCCUGACGGAGGCCGGUGUUGACCUCACACUCUUGGAAAGACGGUGGAGCCUGGUGGAACUCAAAGAGGAGCGCAGGGAGAUCAAGUGCGGGUCCUGUCCAACGGUGGACCGCGUUCGAGCACGAGGGAAGGAUGCAGCCUCUCGAGUGAAGGUGUUGCCAGUGGACCACCAGUUGCCCAUUGUGCUGGACUAUGCCGACGAUGUCAUGAUCGGCAUCCUCGACCCUUCUUUGGUGCCCGCAUUUCUGCACAAGCUGCCUGGUCACUCGGCUGGUGGCGCGACAUGGCCUUACUUGGGAGGUUCCGGCUCGGCGAGUUGGAUCCCGGUGUCUGCUGCACAGGCCUUGCAGCCGAAUUCCGAGAUCGAGUGCGGAACCCACUACCUCAGCAUAAGGCUUUCCAGUGAACGCGGUCCAUAUGGUUGGGAGGAUGUGCAGCUCGACUUCCUAGUUGCUGGCUUUGCCCGUUCAGGGACCCACUCACUUCGUGGCAACAUGAUGGAGCAUCCUCAGGUCAACUUCGCGGAGCUAGAGAUGACGUUCAACUGGGCAGCCUUGCCUCAGCAGGUGCAGGUGCGGCACUAUGCUUCCUUCUUCAAGGACGAAGAAGGAUCCAGGCAAAGCCUCAAGGGCGGCAAGGGUGAAGGACUGGCCUUGAGUCAGCGAGCGCUGAGGCUGGCCUCGAAGAUUCCGAACUUGCGAUUGGUUGUCAUGGUGCGUGAGCCUGUCGAGUGGCUGGAGUCCCUGUACAACCUGCGGAAGUUUUACCAGUGCCAGAAUCCCAGCGACUGCUCGGAAGUCCCCUCACUACAGGACGUGAUAUUCAACGGCGUGACCUUUGAAGAUGUCAAUGUUGAGGACGCGUUCUUGUCAAGGUCCUUGGAACACGUUGUGAAGUUCUUUCCCCCCUCAGCGGGCCGCUCUUUGCUGCUGGAGUUUGAGCUCCUGCGCCAUCGCCCGCGUGAGCUCUUCGACCAGCUCACGAGAUUCUUGGGAUCGAGCCUCGCAGCCAUGAGGAUCGGAGCUUGGAUGACAGUUGGGCUGCUGCCAUGCCCAGGCAUAGAACCCUUUCCCGCUGACUUCGAGCUGAAGCGGCACGCUGUCGAAGAUCGGCAGAGGUGA
This is a messenger RNA of Symbiodinium natans, 7140 nucleotides long. The record is from the annotation of a GenBank genome assembly. Lineage: Eukaryota; Dinophyceae; Suessiales; Symbiodiniaceae.